Messenger RNA from Heterocephalus glaber (naked mole-rat), 2613 nucleotides. NCBI's taxonomy places the organism in Eukaryota, Metazoa, Chordata, Mammalia, Rodentia, Bathyergidae. The record is from RefSeq and is a predicted model, not a curated record.
AUGACCAUUACUGAAGAGGAUGACAAUAUAUACAAUGCUGUGUAUGCCUUUGCCCAUGCUCUCCAUGAUAUCCAUUUUCAACACGAUCCUCUCCUAAUGUGUAAUGUUGACACUGAACCCUGCCUACAUAGAAGGAGCACCAGUGUGUACAAGGAUGGAGAUGUGGUGAUUGGACGACUUUUCUCCCUUUUUCUUUAUUUCUACUACACAGAUGUCUUUCAACUAGAGCCUGUGAAAGACUUCUUUAUGAUCCAUCAUAUGCCCAACAGCUACCAGAAUGUUCUAGCCUUCAUAUUUGCCAUACAAAAGACCAACAAGAAUCCUCGUCUUUUACCCAACAUAUCUCUGGGAUAUGAGUUCCAUAAUUUCAUUUUUAGUCACUGGAGGAUGUUGGAGAGUUCUCUCAUUUUCCUCACUGGACAGAAUGAGAUCCCUAAUUACUCCUGUAGGAGAGACAGCAAGCCUGUAGCAGUGCUAACAGGAACAUCAUGGGCAACUUCUGCUCAAAUUGAAACCCUUCUGGAGCUCUACAAAUUUCCACAGAUUACAUUUGGCUCUUUUGAUCUUAUGCUAGGAGACAGUGGACAAUUUCCUUCUGUCUACCAGGUAGCCCCUAAGGACACAUCUCUGGCCCUUGCUGUGGUGUCCUUGAUGGUUCAUUUCAGCUGGAUCUUGGUGGAACUGGUCAUUAUGGAAGGUCAGAAGGGUCUUCAAUUUCUCUCAGAUGUCAGAGGAGAGAUGGACAGAAACAAAGUCUGUGUAGCCUUUGAGAAAAUGGUCCUGACUCCUCUUGUGUCAUAUGUAGCAUUUGCAAAGGAACACAUUAUCCUGACCAAGAAAACAUCACAAGUCAACGUGGUCAUCAUUUACUAUGACACUGAUAUUCUAAAUGAUGUAAACUAUAGUAUAGGGCAAUAUUUACUAACAGGCAAUGUCUGGGUCACAAACUCACAAUGGCAUGCUGAUAUAACUGGGAAAAAUUUCAUACUUAAUUCAUUCCAUGGAAUUCUCAUUCUUUCAAACCACCAUGAGAACUUUUCUGGUUUCAAAACUUUUGUUGAAGAGGCCAACCCCUCCAAAUACCCAGAAGACUUUUACCUCACUGUGUUUUGGUUCAAUAAUUUCCACUGCUCAUUUUCUGAUUCUGACUGCUCACUAAAGGAAUGUACACCCAGUGCCUCUGUGGCAUGGCUGCCUGUGAAUUGUUUUGACACAGCCAUGACUGACAGGAGUCACAAUGUACACAAUGUUGUGUAUGCUGUGUCCCAUGCCCUCCAUGAGAUGCUUCUUCAACAAGCACAAUGGCCACCACUGGGAAAAAAAGAAGUGAUGGUGUUUGCCCCCUGGCAGCUCCAUCCCUAUCUGAAGAACAUCCAAUUUAACAGUCCUGCUGGAGACCAAGUGAAUUUGGAUGAUGGAAGGAAACUGGAUGUAGUAUAUGACAUUCUCAAUUUUUGGAAUUUUCCAGAAGGCCUUAGACUUAAGGUCAAAUUGGGAACAUUUACCUCACAUGUUCCACGUGGACGACAAUUGUCUUUAUUUGAUGAUAUGAUCGAGUGGGCUACAGGAAUAACAGAGACUCCUCACGCUGUAUGCCAUGAGAGUUGUCAUCCUGGAUUUAGGAAAUCCCCUCAGGAGGGAAAAGCUACAUGUUGCUUUGAUUGCAAUCCUUGUCCAAAGAAUGAGAUCACCAAUGACAAUGAUAUGGAGCAGUGUAUGAAAUGCCCUGAUGAUCAGUAUGCCACAAUUCAGCAAAACCACUGCCUCCAAAAGUCUGUGACUUUCCUGGCACAUGAAGAUCCCAUGAGGAAGAUUCUGGUUGGCACUGCCCUGAGUCUCACUGUCCUCACAGCUGCUGUUCUUGAGCUCUUUGUGAAGUACAGAGACACCCCCAUUGUCAAAUCCAACAACCGGGCUCUCAGUUACACCCUGCUCAUCUCCCUCAUCUUCUGUUUUCUCUGUUCCUUACACUUCAUUGGUCAUCCCAACACAACCACCUGCCUCCUCCAGCAGACUACAUUUGGAGUUGUGUUUACUGUGGGUGUUUCCACUGUCUUGGCCAAAACUAUCACUGUGGUUCUUGCCUUUAAGGUCACUGCUCCAGGCAGAAGGAUAAGGCAGUUGCUGGUAGGGGCACCUAACUACAUCAUCCCCAUCUGCUCCCUGAUCCAACUCACUCUCUGUGGCAUCUGGAUGGGAACAAAUCCACCCUAACUUGACACAGAUGCACACUCUGAACAUGACCACUUCAGCAACAAGGGCUCCCUCACUGCCUUCUACUGUGUCCUAGGAUAUCUGGGCUCCCUGGCCCUGUUGAGCUUCACUGUGGCUUUCCUGGCCAGGAACCUGCCUGACACAUUCAAUGAAGCCAAGUUCCUGACCUUCAGCAUGCUGGUGUUCUGCAGUGUGUAGGUCACCUUCCUCCCUGUGUACCACAGCACCAAGAGGAAGGUCAUGGUGGCCAUGGAGGUCUUCUCCAUCUUGGCCUCCGGUGCACAGCUACUGGGCUGCAUCUUUGCCCCCAGGUGCUACAUUAUUUUGUUAAGAUCAGAUAGGAAUUCUCUGCAUGGGUUCAGAGAUGAAACACAUUCUGGGAAAAAGAAAUUUUAUUAG